Aspergillus sclerotioniger CBS 115572 is the source of this 900-nucleotide messenger RNA. RefSeq names its product succinate dehydrogenase iron-sulfur protein subunit SDH2 (gene sdh2). The coding region runs from base 1 to 900 and encodes 299 amino acids. The transcript has 3 exons. NCBI's taxonomy places the organism in Eukaryota, Fungi, Ascomycota, Eurotiomycetes, Eurotiales, Aspergillaceae. Gene Ontology annotation, cellular component: mitochondrial membrane. The record is from RefSeq and is a predicted model, not a curated record. Gene Ontology annotation, molecular function: electron transfer activity; 2 iron, 2 sulfur cluster binding. Gene Ontology annotation, biological process: tricarboxylic acid cycle; respiratory electron transport chain; aerobic respiration.
AUGUCUGCCCUUCGCACGACCUCGCGCCUGUUCGCUUCCUCGAAGCCGCUGUUUCGCCCAGCCGCCUUUGCUCGCUCCUAUGCGACUGUUGACGCCCUCUCCCAGGUGAGCGCAAGCGGCCACGCGAGCAGCAAGACCAUCCCCGAAUCUAAGACUUCGAAUGUUCAGGAUCCCACCCCCUCCGACCAACCCCGGACCAAGACCUUCCAUGUCUACCGCUGGAACCCCGAUCAGCCCACCGAGAAGCCUAAGAUGCAGUCUUACUCGCUGGACCUGAACAAGACCGGCCCCAUGAUGCUGGAUGCGCUGAUCCGCAUCAAGAACGAGAUGGACCCCACCCUGACUUUCCGGAGAAGUUGCAGAGAGGGUAUCUGCGGUAGCUGUGCGAUGAACAUCGAUGGUGUCAACACCCUGGCCUGCUUGUGCCGCAUCCCCACCGACACCACCAAGGAGUCUCGCAUCUACCCCCUGCCUCACACCUACGUCGUCAAGGAUUUGGUUCCCGAUUUGACCUACUUCUACAAGCAAUACAAGUCGAUCAAGCCCUACCUGCAGCGCGAGACCAAGACCGAGGAUGGUCUUGAGUACCGCCAGAGCCCCGAGGAGCGUAAGAAGCUGGACGGUCUCUACGAGUGCAUUCUGUGCGCCUGCUGCUCGACCUCCUGCCCCUCGUACUGGUGGAACAGCGAGGAGUACCUGGGACCCGCCAUCCUGCUCCAGUCCUACCGUUGGUUGGCCGAUUCCCGUGACGAGAAGACCGCCGAGCGCAAGGCCGCCCUGGACAACAGCAUGAGCGUGUACCGUUGCCACACCAUUCUCAACUGCUCGCGGACCUGCCCCAAGGGUCUGAACCCCGCCCGCGCCAUCGCCGAGAUCAAGAAGAUGAUGGCUUCCCACUAG